GACCACUUCUUGCUUCAGUGCCCCUUUAACGUAGAGGUGUAUAAAGAGGUGGGUGGGGCUCUGGGUGUUCCUUUCCUGCACCGCAUGUCUUAUGCGGAGUGGGUGUAUGGGGCAUUCAAAUGUCACCUGGAUUUUGAUUUAGACACUUUGUUCUUAGUCAGUUUAGUAGUCCGUUACUACACGUGGAAUGCACGGGGUCAGGUCUCCAUCCGGCAGAAAGUCCUCCCCGUCCAGGUGGUGGUGCGUGACAUCCUUGGUGAGGUUGGGAAAGUUCGGGGCCUUGAGAAAGGCAGAUGGCGGCGGAAGGCCUGGAUGGAGGCGUGGAGGAACAUCAGGCCUGUAGCUGCUGUCUGCUGA
Molecule: messenger RNA, 357 nt
Organism: Staurois parvus
Lineage: Eukaryota; Metazoa; Chordata; Amphibia; Anura; Ranidae
Source: the annotation of a GenBank genome assembly